Messenger RNA from Diceros bicornis minor, 1458 nucleotides. Its product is annotated as vomeronasal type-2 receptor 26-like. Gene Ontology annotation, biological process: G protein-coupled receptor signaling pathway. NCBI's taxonomy places the organism in Eukaryota, Metazoa, Chordata, Mammalia, Perissodactyla, Rhinocerotidae. Gene Ontology annotation, molecular function: G protein-coupled receptor activity. Gene Ontology annotation, cellular component: membrane. The record is from RefSeq and is a predicted model, not a curated record.
AUGUCACCUUUUCACACUGCGGUAAACAGUGCCCGCCUAAAUGACCUGGACGUCACCAUUUGGCACCACACUCGACAGAGCCUGGAUAAUGACCCACAUGUCACCUUUCACACUGCUCUGGACAGUGCCCAGCAGGCCCUGGCUCUGGAAUUUGCUGUGGAGGAGGUUAACAGGGACUAUGAUCUUUUGCCCAAUAUUCCUGUGGGAUUCCGUAUCUAUAGCACCCACCACAGUGAUAGUAGGACCUCCCUGAAGUGGCUGGCUGGUGGGGAUUCCACCAUCCCCAAUUAUAGCUGCCAGAGGCAGGCCAAGUCAGUGGCUGUCACUGGAGGGGCCACCUCUUCCCUGUCGGUCCAGAUGGGAGCACUUCUUGAGCUCUACAAGUUCCCACAGAAGCCCAUCUCUGAGUGUUCUCCAAGCUGUGGUCCUGGGUUUAGGAAAACUACUUGUGAUGUGGAGCCCAUCUGCUGCUUUGAUUGUGUCCUAUGCUGAGUGGGAAAGAUUUCCAACGAGCCAGGCCUGGGUCAGUGUGAGAAGUGCCCAGAGGACCAGUACCUAAACAAGGAGAGAGAUUGCUGCCUCCCCAAGGCCACCACCUUCUUGGCCAUAGAAGAACCCUUGGGAAUGACCUUGGCCUGUGCAGCUCUUUCCUUCUCUCUCCUCACAGUUCUAGUUCUGGUGGUCUUUGUGAGGCAUCAGGACACUCCCAUUGUCAAAGCCAACAAUCGGUCCCUCAGCUGUAUUCUCCUCAUCUCCCUGACCCUCUGCUUCCUCUGCUCCUUGCUCUUCUUUGGUCAUCCUACCAGGGUGACCUGCCUCCUCUGACAAACAACCUUUGGAAUUGUAUUCACAAUAGCUCUUUCCACCAUUUUGUCAAAGACUAUCACUGUGGUUCUGGCCUUUAAGGCCACAAGACCAGAGAGCAGGGUCAGGCACUGCACAGGGCCCAGAGCUUCUAACUCCUUCAUUCUCACCUGCUCUCUGAUCCAAGAGACUCUCUGUGGGGUGUGGCUGGUGAGCUCUCUCCCGUUUCCAGACACAGACCCAUACUCUGAGCCUGGACUCAUCAUCAUAGGGUGUAAUAAGGCUAGCCACCACUUCUACUGGGUCCUGGGCUACAUGGGUGUCCUGGCCUUGGUGAGCUUCUCUAUUGCUUUUGCAGCCAGGAACUUCCCUGACACCUUCAAUAAGGCCAAGUUCCUCACAUUCAGGAUGCUGAUGUUCUGCAGCAUCUGGGUGUCCUUCCUGCCCAACUACCAGAGCACCAAGGGGAAGAUCAUGGUGGCCAUGGAGAUCUUCUCCAUACUAGCCUCCAGCCUGGGGUUACUGGGAUGCAUAUUUGCGCCAAAGUGCAAUAUGAUACUGCUGAGACCAGAUAGGAACACCCAGUUAUCGAUAAAGAGAAAAGGAGACAUGAAGAGAAUUAAUUAUGAAACUUUGCCUCAAAGUUUCCACUAA